Eriocheir sinensis (Chinese mitten crab) is the source of this 4826-nucleotide messenger RNA. Its product is annotated as FK506-binding protein 5-like. NCBI's taxonomy places the organism in Eukaryota, Metazoa, Arthropoda, Malacostraca, Decapoda, Varunidae. The transcript has 6 exons. The record is from RefSeq and is a predicted model, not a curated record. Gene Ontology annotation, biological process: protein ubiquitination. Gene Ontology annotation, molecular function: ubiquitin protein ligase activity. Bases 1250 to 2452 code for a protein of 400 amino acids.
GCCAGGGAAUCGAACACAGUGAAGGCCAGCGUGGAGAGGCAGGAGGAGGCGGGUCCAUUUUUCCCUUAUUUUCUCCAUUUCCCUUGAGUGCCACGCCUCGCCAUAGCCCGGUCCCCAGGGCCACACAGCCGGGCCACUCAUGCCUGCCAGCCCCAACACUGUACGCUGCCAAGGCCAGACUCCAUCCAAGCUGGCCAGUAUCCAGGUGAUCCGGGCAGCCUCUGCCUCCAAUGACCAGCUGCUUCUUCACUGCUGGGCCUGGCCUGGGGGCCUUGUGAUGGAGGAAGGGCAACACAGGAAUGUCUACACAUGAGGAAGGCAGGAGCUUGCUCUCUUGUGACUGGCUGAGGGAGAAACACGUGUGAGGGAAGAUACACACUCGGCAAGAUACACACACACACACACACACACACACACACACACACACACACACACUUAAUAGACAUCACACAGAAUUUUUAGAUGGAUUUAUUAGGCAGAAAAUACUACCUAUCUUAGUCUAGUAAUGUAAUAAAAAAGGCUAAAAAAAGGUUUGCCCUAAUUUAAAAAAAAAUGGGAGUUUGAGAUCAAGAAAAAAGGCCCUUAAGAAAAGAAAGAAUAUCCAGAGAGAGAGAGAGGGAGAGAGGAAACAUUUUCGCCAUGAAGUAAUAAGAAAGGGCAGUUCGUGUGGCCAGUCAGGUAACGAAGCUACACACACACACACAGGUGAACAGAGACAGGUGUGUGCUGGGCCUGGGCGGGGGUGUGUGUGAGGGGGACGGAUGGUGAUGGAGAGCAUGUGCAUUGAUGAGGAAGGUGUUUGCUCCGAGAGACGAGUUAAGGACACGUCAAUAAGAGGGAAGUGACAGGCUGUGAGUGUGUGUGUGUAUCUGUCAGGACCACUGGGGCACACGCACACACACACACAUACAUACACACACACACACAUGAACACACAUACAUUAAGGGAUUCCAUGUAAUUGUAAGAAAGGAAAACGUACACAAAUUUAAACACACGCACACACACUCAAAGAACUACAGCAACACACACACACACACACACACACACACACACACACACACACACAGAUACACACACACAUUCAAAACACACAAACCAGAAAAAAAGAGUGAAAGCAGGAAAAGAAAGACUGAAUUGGAGCAACUGACAGACAAACUAAACCUAACCAAACCCUCAAAAAAUAAAAAAAAAUAAAAAAAACACAAAAAACUCCUUCAGCCAACCCCCCUAAAAAACAACAACAACAAAAUGGCGACCUACACCCCAGAAGACCUCAUUUCCCACGACCUCGCCUGCCCAAUCUGCUUCGAGGACUAUGACAUCCUCUGCCGUCAGCGCGCCCCCAAGCUGCUCCUCUGCCUGCACACCUUCUGCUUCGGGUGUGCGCAGAGGCUGUGGCAACCCAAUGGGACGCUGGAGUGCUCGCUCUGCCGCACCGUGCACUCUGGGGUAGCGCUGAAUGAGCUCUUCGAUAACCCCGUCAUUCUGGAGCACUUGAGAAAGGAGUGUGAGGAGCAGGAUAUGGAGCUAGCAAGAAGACUGGAUAUGGAAAUGAGGAAUCGGGAGAGCAGAAACCCAGAGCCCGUGCCAGAAGUCAUUGAUCUCACCAGCCCGAAGGCGGAACCGAAGAUCGAGGAAAGGCACAUCUUCAACAGCGUACCGCCCCCCCCGCCACUCAACGACAUGGUACAGCUUCAGUCGGAGGAGGACGACAGCGACGAGGAAGAGGAGGGCGAUGGGGAUGAAGAUGGCCUCCAGGAUAUGGCUGACGACGGACUUGCAAACGUAUUCGACUCAGAUGCGACAGUGGAGGAAGAGGAAGACGAGGAGGAGGAGGAGGAGGAGGAGGAACAGGAGAGUGGAAACGAAGGGCGAAUGAAUGACUUGCUGGAUCGGUGUAUUGGCGGCAUGCUGGACGCUGUGAAUAAUGUGGUGCAGACGGUGGACGGCAUGGUGGAGAGAAUAGACGAGGAGAUAGACGACGCGGUGGAGGAGAUAGAUGACGCGGAGGAGGCGAUAGAUGACUCAGUGGAGGAAAUAGAUGACUCGGCGGGUGAUAUUGACGAUGGGUUUGACGGCGUAGAUCGGAUAGACGAGAUCAUAGAGGGACAAGAGGAUGAGGACGACGAUGACGAUAGUUCUAGUUCAAGUUCUGACGAUGACGAUGAACAGGAGGAUGUGAUGGGGGAAAUGCGGGUCACAUUGUCCUGGAACCACCUGGAACCACCCCAUGUACAGAGCGAGGAGGAGGAGGAGGAAGAGGAGGAGGAGGAGAAUAACGGCGCAUGCCACGAGAAUGACGAUAACAAUGUGGAAGAGGAGGAGGAGGAGGAUAGGUGGUACUCGGCCAGUGAAUUAGUGAUGUCUCCGCAGUGGGUGGAUGAUGACUUCAGCAUGGAUGAUGAUGCCCCGGAUAGCCCAGACUUUGCGGAAGGCUGGCUGCUUCUUUAGUCCCUCCCCCUCAGCUCACGGAUGCAAUAUAUCACCCUAAGAACACCUGGAUCACGACAUUCACAGGUGAGGUGCGUGCCCUGCUAGAUGUCUGCAAGUGUCUAACCAUUGAGAAAGAAAAAUAGGAUCGUGAUACUUAAUCCUCACUCAUAGAUAGAAGCCCAGUCCAUUAGAUACUUUGUCCUCACUCAUAGAUAGAAGCCCAGUCCAUUACUUUGCAUCCAACAAGUACCGUAUUUUGUGGCGUACAGUGUGAUUGAUUAACCCUUAGUCCCUCCCUAUGACAGAUCGCAAUUCGGCUGAACAUCAACGGAGGUAGUUAGUCGUAAGGUGGGACUAACUUACGACAGGACUAGUCACUUAGACCACCGCUGGGACUAAUCUAUGACCACUUUUGAGCAUCCGACCCCGGUGUUGUAGGAAUAAGCCCGCAGUCGCAAAAUAGCUCACAGAGAGUGGUUCAAUUCGCUUACUUUUUCUAUAUUUCACUCACUGCUAUCGUUGACUUUUCCUGCGUCAGCGCCAAUACACGGCACAACCAUCAGAGCAACACUUUUUAAUCAAGAGAAAGCUUUAUAACAAACGAGUAGGGCAGAUUUGUGAAAGAAUUACCCCACGUUGAUGUUCACUCCGUUCCUGCUUGUUUGGGCUGGUGUGUUGUUGUCUUGCAGGGAAUAACAACUAUUACAAAGGUCACAAGUGGAUGAAUUACAACAAAAUAAGGCAAACUAAUAUGUUUUCCUGCUGCGUGUUCCCCAGUGUGCAUGCGUAGUGGACAGCAGAGCGACUUAUUAAACUGUACAUCAUCAGUCUUGCUUAACCGUACAUAUUUAUGAGCAUUUUAAGCACUGAAUAUUUUUUAUCCCGAAUUGUUCUUAAAGUUUAGGGUGCACGAUAUAUGCCGCAAAAUACGGUAAAUGGGCCAAGCAUCAUCUGGGAGGUUGAAAUGUCUCGUGUUAUUCAUAAGAGGAGGGUGUUUGCAAAUGUCCACUAUUGACGCAGAAAAAUAGGUUUGUGAUAGUCUGUCCUCACUCACAGAUAGAAGAAAGGCCCAGUCCGUUACUUUACAUCCAAGAAGAUAAAUGGGCCAAGUUUCGUCAGGUCUUUAUUCACAAAUCCGGGAAGUGUUGUGUUACGGAGAGAUGAAAUGACUGUGUUCAUGAGGGUUGUGACUUGAUAAACGUACAACCAAAUGGAAAAGCUAACGAGGGAGCCUGGGUUGACGUACAUGUGUGUUUGAUAGGGUUGUUAGUUUGAAGGAUGGCAUUCAGUAAAGGCCAGGAAUCAAUGCGCAAGACCAAAAAGUGAAUGUGUGUAAGUCAAAAAGUGGUGUGUGUGACUUCAGUUGACUUACUAUGUUGGGUGAUGUUUGAAGUUGAAAAUAAGGUUGUUAAGUAUCCUCUUGAACGAAUAACUAAAACCAGAUGGGAAAGUGUCUAUAAGUAAACUUGAAAAAAAAUAAAUGCGGAUGACUGAAAAGUGAAGUAUGUGAGUGUGUAACUUUGAAUUACUAUAUUGGGUACGGUUCUAAGUUGAAAAUAGGGUUGUUAAAUGCAGUUGUGAAUCGAUAACUGAGACCAAAUGGAAACGUGUCUAUAACUUGAAAUUUCUUUACUCAUGUGGCUGGUGUGGGCGUAAGUAAAUUGGUUGUUAAUCACGGCAGUUCUGGAGAAUAAAUACUUCUGCUGCUUAUGUUCAUGAUCCUUGUGCCACAGUAUUAGCGAGGGUUGUCCACUAGUGUUAAGCAAAGCAAAAAACAUUAACCCACGCAUUCAGGCCAGCAAGGGAAACUUUUUAAGCCUUUUAUGUCUGAAUGAAGCAAACAAAUGUAUACCUAAGACAGCCCUUGGCAAUGUUUUAAGACAAAGCAAAAUUUUUUUAUACAUGUACAGACAAGGAGAAAAUAACUAGCACAAAAAAAACACGUUAACUAAGAGGCUGUCUGUGUACGGUACAUAGCAAUAAUGAAAGGCAAAUACUCUGAAAAAACUGAGAAGCUGUUUGUGUACGGCAUAUACGAAAAACGAAAGGCGAAUCUCCGGUUAUACAAUGCACAGGAAGAUAGCAGUGACAGACGAUGAUUUACUGACAGACAUAGAAGGCAGCAAAGUGUAACAGAGUAGUGGAAUCCUAGUGUGUUGAACAAAAGGAAAUUCAAGCUAGUGGUAUAUCGCUGCAAGAACAAGACAAUAUCCGAUGUGUGUAAGAACUAUUGUGUUGUGGUGAUGUUAACUCUUGUGUGUGGAAAUUAAAACUAAUAUAUGUGGUGAUAUUUAGAAACUUUGUGAAAGGAAUAAUCUUUUCUAAGUAAGUGAGAUUGAAUAGAAAAUAAACUUGCAUGGGAGAAUUCCUUAACUUAAAAGACCUCGCGAAA